This is a messenger RNA of Anoplopoma fimbria (sablefish), 576 nucleotides long. Its product is annotated as pro-opiomelanocortin-like. Gene Ontology annotation, biological process: neuropeptide signaling pathway. Gene Ontology annotation, molecular function: neuropeptide hormone activity. The record is from RefSeq and is a predicted model, not a curated record. Gene Ontology annotation, cellular component: extracellular region. NCBI's taxonomy places the organism in Eukaryota, Metazoa, Chordata, Actinopteri, Perciformes, Anoplopomatidae. The transcript is spliced from 2 exons. The coding region runs from base 1 to 576 and encodes 191 amino acids.
AUGUGUCCAUCGUGGCUAUUGGUCGCCUUGGUGGUUGUGGGCGUGGCCACAGGAGCAGUGGGUCAGUGCUGGGAGCAUCCCAGCUGCCAGGAGCUGAACUCUGAGGGCAGCAUGAUGGAGUGCAUCCAGCUUUGUCACGCCGACCUCACUGCCGAGACCCCCCUCAUCCCGGGAACCAGCCACCUCCAACAUCCCGCUCUGUCAGACCCCUCCGCCUCCUUCCUCCUCCCUUCCUCCUCCUCCUCCUCCUCCUCCCCUCAGGCUAAACGCUCCUACUCCAUGGAGCACUUCCGCUGGGGGAAGCCCGUCGGCCGGAAACGUCGCCCGGUCCAAGUCUACAGCUCCAACGGCGUGGAGGAGGAGUCCACCGAGGUGUUCCCAGAAGAGAUGAGGAGGCGGGAGCUGGCCACGGUGCAGGAGGUGAUGGAGGAGGAGCAGCUUCUGGGCGGCGUUCAGGAGAAGAAGGACGGUCCGUACAAGAUGAAGCACUUCCGCUGGAGCAGCCCGUCGGCCAGCAAGAGAUACGGCUUCAUGAAGAGCAAGAGACCUCAGAAGAACAACGUCAACAAGGAGUGA